This is a messenger RNA of Pestalotiopsis fici W106-1, 1641 nucleotides long. RefSeq lists its product as uncharacterized. The transcript has 4 exons. Gene Ontology annotation, biological process: transmembrane transport. The record is from RefSeq and is a predicted model, not a curated record. Bases 1 to 1641 code for a protein of 546 amino acids. NCBI's taxonomy places the organism in Eukaryota, Fungi, Ascomycota, Sordariomycetes, Amphisphaeriales, Sporocadaceae. Gene Ontology annotation, molecular function: transmembrane transporter activity.
AUGGAAAUGGCCAAAGCGAGUACUCAGCCAUCCGGCAAAGAUGCUCCCGGAACUGAAACAAAAGUACCCCAUCUCAGGCUCGUCUUUUCGCAGAAAUGCAUCAGUCCCGAGGUCAUCGAUCAUCCGUUUCCGGGUUCAGGUACUGAAAUUGACCCAUACAUGGUAGACUGGCUGCCCAAUGAUCCUAGGAAUCCUCACGAGAUUGCAACGGGAAUGAAAUGGCUAAUCACCAUGAUCAUGGCAUUUGGCACACUGUCUAUUUCAAUGUCUUCCAGCAUCUUCUCUGGAGCACUACCGCAAAUCGGAGAGGACUUUGACGUGAGCCGCCAGCUCUCGGUCGCCAGCAUCUCCCUUUUUGUUCUUGGUUUUGCAGUCGGUCCCAUGAGCUGGGCACCCUUGUCCGAGAUCUACGGUCGCCAAAUCAUCUAUGCCAUUACUUUCACUCUAGCCACGGUGUUUGGUGGUGCGUCGAUUGCUAGCAAGAACAUUGCAACCCUGUUGGUCCUCCGGUUCUUCACCGGGGUUUGCGGGUCGUCUGCCAUUGUGAACGCAGCGGGCGUCAUCUCUGAUAUGUUUGAAGCAAAGGAUCGUGGCUUGGCUGUCAUGGUUUACACUUCAGCGCCUUUCCUUGGUCCGUCUCUUGGCCCUAUUUGUGGUGGCUUCCUGGCCCAGUCUUCGGGUUGGAGAUGGGUUGAUGGCCUCACUGUCAUCUUCACUGGCGUCAUGCUCAUCCUUGGUCUGGUACUUGUCCCAGAGACAUAUGGUCCGUAUCUAUUGAUGCAACGCGCCAAAUAUCUGAGCAAAUUUCAUGGAAAGGUCUGCAUCAGCAAGCUGGAAGCUGGUAAGCCCAAUGAGACGGCCGGGACUGUCCUCAGAAAUGCCAUCGCCAGGCCCUGGGCUAUUCUAUUUCUCGAACCCAUUGUUACCUUGCUUUCUAUUUAUUCAGCCAUUGUAUAUGGCAUCUUGUACUUGAUCUUUACUGCUUUCCCCAUCAUUUUCCAAGGACAGCGUCACUGGUCACAAGGUGUCGCCGGUUUAUCUUACGUCGGCGUCAUGGUUGGACAAAUUCUAGCCAUGAUUAUCUACGCAUUCAUGGAAACAUCAAACCAAAAGAGAAUCAGCAAGGAGCCUUCCAGACAGACACCAGAGGCGCGCCUAGAUCCUGCCAUUCUUGGAGGUGUCUUGUUGCCCAUGGGCUUAUUUUGGUUUGCCUGGACAACUCUCACAUCAAUCCAUUGGGCUGUGAGCAUUGUCGGGUCGACACUCUUUGGCAUCGGGCAGGUCCUCUUGUUCAUUAGCCUGAUCAAUUAUAUAAUCGACACAUACACUGUGUUUUCCGCAUCCGCGCUGGCUGGUGCCGCUAUUUUGCGCGCUCUAUUUGGAGCAGCCUUUCCUCUCUUUACGACAAACAUGUACGAACGCCUCGGUAUCCAGUGGGGCUCGUCAGUGCCGGCAUUCCUGGCUCUAGCCUGCGCCCCCAUGCCAUUUUUCUUUCGCAAGUUUGGAAGGCGACUUCGUGAGCGCAGCAAACUGGCACAGGAAGCUCACAAGACAAUGACUCGGAUGAUGACGCGCGGUGCGCAAGUGGUGGAGAAGGAGCUGGUGGUUUCUUCUGAUGGCCGCUUCCAGGAUGAGAUUUGA